AUGUUGGACUCGACCCCCACCAAGCCCUCCCCACCCGGCGUCGACAAUGGUAAUUGUCAACUGCUGGGACCUCCAGCACUGAUUGUGCAGGGGCUGAUGGGUGUCAUGGUCGUCCUGACGCUCGUAUAUAAACGAUAUCGAGAGAAACCAAAGCGCAAGUGGAAAAUCUGGAUGUUUGACGUGUCUAAGCAACUUGUUGGUCAGAUUGUCGUCCACUUUGCCAACGUGUUCAUUUCGGAUUUCGGCGCAGACCAGGCUGUACAGAAUCCAUGUGUACUCUAUUUUCUCAAUAUCGUCGUCGACACGACUGUUGGUGUCGGGAUCAUCUACUUGUUCCUAUGGGGAACGACAAAAGUACUCACUGAACAAUUUCAUGUUCAUGGACUGCAAACGGGUCAAUAUGGAGAUGGACCCAAGCCGUCUAUCAAGUUUUGGGCUCGGCAGGCUGCCGUCUACGUCUUCUGUUUGCUUGGGAUGAAGGUCGUCGUCGUGCUCCUCUUUGCUAUAUGGCCUGGAAUCUUUGCCAUUGGCGAGUGGCUGCUUUCGUGGACUGGAAACUCUGACACGGUGCAAGUGGUUGUUGUCAUGGGAAUCUGCCCUAUUGUGUUCAACAUGCUCCAGUUCUGGCUCAUCGACUCGAUUGUCAAGGCGCGAGAUUCGCUCGACUCGUUGGUGCAAAACGGAGGAUUCGUUCCCUCUCGCGAAGAGGACGAGGAUAUACAUGCACCAUUGUUUACGGACAACGACAACGACGAUGAAUACCACGAUGCAACCGCUGGGAUCACGGGAAGACGGCGAUCUCGAGAUUUGGAGCGAGGAAUCGUUUCUCCUCAGAAACGACCUCGUUCCACUUCGACUGAGGGUCUCAAAGAGCCCAAGGCGGCUCCAUUGAAAGAAGACACAGCUCAUGCUGGUUCCUCGAAUACGAGUACAGAGAGGAGAGCGUUCCCCAUCAAACAACGUUCGCCACCGCCAUCACCGGCAUAUGGAACCACACCAACCGGGGAAGAUGCAGACGAUGAUUGGGGUGCGUGGGAUGAUGAGGAUGAGAGUUGGAAUGCCGGAGCGGGGAAUACAAACCCGUGGGCACCCAAAGCGGAUACAGCCAAGAAACCAAAGCCAAAGUCGCGGUCAAAUACGACCUCGCCGAAGCGGGAUGGUCGACGGCUGAGCUUGACACGAAUGCGAAGCGAGGGACACGCGGAAAGGACUGCCUCGGGGACGGAAGAUACUUCAUUUCGAUAA
Messenger RNA from Serendipita indica DSM 11827, 1245 nucleotides. Lineage: Eukaryota; Fungi; Basidiomycota; Agaricomycetes; Sebacinales; Serendipitaceae. The record is from the annotation of a GenBank genome assembly.